Messenger RNA from Salvia splendens (bonfire salvia), 596 nucleotides. RefSeq lists its product as uncharacterized. NCBI's taxonomy places the organism in Eukaryota, Viridiplantae, Streptophyta, Magnoliopsida, Lamiales, Lamiaceae. The record is from RefSeq and is a predicted model, not a curated record. The transcript has 2 exons. Bases 12 to 422 code for a protein of 136 amino acids.
UGUCUGUCGAGAUGAAUAUCUCGUGGCUUGCUUUUCUAGUUUUUGCAGUUGCUUUGGGUAUUAUGAUCAAAUCCAAAGCUUUCAUGAAAAUCUGGGGCUUGUUUGGUCUCCUUUUUAGCACUGUCAUGGGUUUCUUUGCUUCAGUUUUGUUUCAGCGUCAGACUUGCUCUCGUCCUUUGUUGCGUGAAGAUGAAGAGGAAGAUAUAGGGUUGCUGAAGAAGACGAAGGAGAUGAUGACUGAAAAAGAAGAUGAAGACAAGCCUAAUAAUAAUAAAUCUGAGUGGAGGAAGAAGAAGAAGAAGAUGAUGAAGAAGAAGUGGUCUAGAGAAGAAGAUGAAGACAUGUAUGAUGAUGAUAUGCGUAUGGAAUAUGAUAACAUCAGUAUAUGGCAGGCGAUGGAGAAUGUCCGUAAAAUAAAAUGAGGCAACUUCGAAUAUAUACACGAAUGUCACAUGCUUAUUUUGAUUUUCAAUUAUGUUUCUCCUUACCCAAAACACCAAACCUAAUUUAUUGGCCAUGUAAUUGAUAUCUGUAUUAGUUUAUUGGAUCCAAUAUCAUUCAUCUACCACAUUAAUUGACAUCCUUCAUUUAUACAA